ACAGAACUCCGUAUUGCUGCUUUAAUUGCAUGAAUGCCUGAUAUAUAAAAUCUUCUCUUUUACUGAAUACUUUUACUGCUUUGCUGUCACAGUCUAUGCCAGAAUGCCGCAAAUAUUUCCCUUUCACCUGUAUUUAUCUUAAAGUAUUCCUUAUCUUGGACGACUAUUUUUCAUGCUUUUGGCGAUUCUAUCACCUUAAGAGGGAGGGCUUGGAUAUCUUAAACAGCAUAUUUCUCAUAGCACAGUUGCCUAAUAUAGUUCAACCUGUAGGCGCGUUGACGUUCCAACACCCGAGCGCUCUGACAUAUGUAAAACGGACAACUUUACGGCUGUUUUUAACAUCGUGUUUGACUUCGAAUACCACCUGUCUUUUAACCCUGCAACGUCUUGUGCGGUACCACAAGUCACCGACUUCCUACGCACUGUAACCCUCGCGUUGGACUCGGAGCUGCAUUCCACCCUUUGAGUCUUGCCCCUAAUUUAGACCUGCUGCUCUGUAGGAUCCGAGAAACGGACAUGGUCAUAGUCUAGGCUCGGCUACAUCGACAGGGGCACGGCGUUUCCACGGGACACAUUCACAGCAUGGAAAUUACCAAGCAGGUAGCAUCUCAAGAUGAACUCCCCAAGACCGACACAGCCACUGAUCCUGAUGCAGAGGUGUACAUGAACUUCAUGAAGAAGCACUGUUGUUAUGAUGCCAUGCCAACAAGUUGUAAACUGGUCAUAUUUGACACCACGCUACAGGUGAAGAAGGCCUUCUUUGCUCUAGUGGCAAAUGGCUUAAGGGCCGCUCCGCUUUGGGACAACAAGUUGCAAAGAUUCGUGGGUAUGCUCACCAUCACAGAUUUUAUCAAUAUUCUUCAUCGCUACUACACAUCUCCCCUGGUUCAGAUCUAUGAGCUGGAGGAACACAAGAUUGAGACUUGGAGAGGUGAUUCAUCUCAAAAUGUUUGUCUUCAGGGCUGUAACCGCUGUCUCAUCAGUAUCACCCCUGAUGCCAGUCUCUUUGAUGCCAUCUUCUCCCUCCUGAAGCACAAAAUCCACAGACUACCAGUCAUUGAUCCAAAGUCAGGAAGUGUGCUUCACAUUCUGACACACAAGCGCAUCCUCAAGUUCCUUCACAUAUUUGGAGCUAUGAUACCAAAGCCUCAAUUCUUGCAGAAAACCAUGGAGGAGGUUGGCAUUGGGACUUUUAAAGACAUUGCCACCGUGCAAGAUACUGCCACACUUUAUGAUGCCUUAUCUGUGUUUGUGGAGCGGAGGGUGUCUGCUCUACCAGUUGUUGACAGCAAAGGAAAGGUUGUGGCUCUGUACUCCAGAUUCGACGUGAUUAAUCUUGCCGCACAGAAGUCCUACAACAACCUCAACAUGACCAUGCGGGAGGCUGUGCGGAGGCGAACGUGUUUUAUUGAGGGCGUCAUCAAAUGCCACGGCCAUGAGACCCUUGAGACUGUCAUCGAUAGAAUCGUCAAAGCAGAGGUGCAUCGCUUGGUGCUGGUGGACAGAGAGGAUGUGGUGAAGGGCAUAAUUUCUCUCUCUGACCUGCUUCAGGCCAUGGUCUUAACCCCAGCAGGUAUUGAUGCCCUUUUCUCAUAACCUCUGGUUGGAAAUUGUCCGUCCUGCAACCUCCACCUAACUGCCCCUCCCCUGUCCCAGGUUUUGACUGGCAAUGAAUUCAUUUUGUUCUCAACUGGUUGGUCCAGGUGCAAGAAUAUAGACAUCUUUAUGUUGCACGAAUGAUGGAAACUCAAACAGCAAGAUCCCCUCACAAACACAGCAGAAUUCAAUGUAUUAUAAGCCUCACUGACCUACAAAGUCUGCCAAGUCUCCUACAGCCAUUUUCCCCCAGUGGAGACAAAGUAAACACACUUAGAGAUUACCUGCAAGUAAGACAAGUCAACCUUUUGAUCUGAUUCAUGAUUGAAGGAAGAAAAUGUGAUGUGCUCUCAAGAUAAUUCCAAGAGAUGGACGAAGCGUUUCUGUGUGCUUUUGUUUGUUCACCUUCUUUUCUUAAUACUGAAGAAAGACCCACUAACAAAAUAAUGAAUCUGUCAAGAUCCAAAAGACAAGUAAGGGAUAAUGUAUAAUCUGCUGCCGGUCUGUAUGGGAAAAUAAAGCCAGACUUCAGGGCGAACAGGAGGUCCCUAGGUCUUUUUUCGUCCUGAAUGGAUUUAUUUCCCUAUACUGACCGGCGGACUGCAGAUUAUCCUGCUUAUUAUACGGUUACUUGCCAAAACGAUAAAAUACACUCCUCAAACAUAUUUCUUUUUAGUGGAAGUUUUUGCAACAUUCUGAGGAGCUGUAUAAUAAGACAAGAUAAUUACUGUCAAAUUAUUUCAGAGCUGAUCACUAUAAACAAUCAUGUACAUGUGCUUGUCUUAUUAAAUCUGGCUGUACAGUUGAUCAAAUUGAUUUCACGAUUACCCUGUGUCGUAUGCGCUAUUGAUGUGCCACAACAUUAUGUUUUUGUAAUAAAUAUUUUUCUAAAA
Messenger RNA from Clupea harengus (Atlantic herring), 2489 nucleotides. RefSeq names its product protein kinase, AMP-activated, gamma 3a non-catalytic subunit (gene prkag3a). Gene Ontology annotation, molecular function: AMP binding; protein kinase regulator activity; protein kinase binding. Gene Ontology annotation, cellular component: cytoplasm; nucleotide-activated protein kinase complex; nucleus. Gene Ontology annotation, biological process: regulation of catalytic activity; protein phosphorylation. The record is from RefSeq and is a predicted model, not a curated record. NCBI's taxonomy places the organism in Eukaryota, Metazoa, Chordata, Actinopteri, Clupeiformes, Clupeidae.